AUGAAUCGCAACACUCUCGAGAACGCUGGAAACAGAAAAAUCAAUGAUCCGCCGGCUGAAUUAGCUGAACAGAAGAAGAAUGGUAAACGCCGCUGGAUGUCUCAACUUAAGAGUUGGGUUGCUGCUUCGGAGCCGUCGGCUCAGGCCUUGAAACAGUAUAAGAAAGAAACCUACGACAGGGCUCAUCUCUCUCUUGAUGACCCUCAAGCGAAUGCUAAGCUUCACUUACCAAUUGGUACCCUUCCACCGAAUACAAUUAAACCAGCCGGUUCGGGACCUGAUCCUGAGGAGAUGUUCUUGAAACGGGCAGAACAACGGAAAAGGAUGCGACGUUCGGGCACCGGGUCUUAUGAAACUUACCAAGGCUCGAAAUCGAGUUCCAGUCGCUAUUCGGCUUCUAGUAGCACUGCCUUUGGUGCUGCAAGAGAGGUUCUGUAG
Molecule: messenger RNA, 438 nt
Organism: Daldinia childiae
Lineage: Eukaryota; Fungi; Ascomycota; Sordariomycetes; Xylariales; Hypoxylaceae
Exons: 1
Coding region: 1-438 (145 amino acids)
Source: RefSeq, a predicted model, not a curated record